Messenger RNA from Closterium sp. Naga37s-1, 702 nucleotides. NCBI's taxonomy places the organism in Eukaryota, Viridiplantae, Streptophyta, Zygnematophyceae, Desmidiales, Closteriaceae. The record is from the annotation of a GenBank genome assembly.
AUGAACUCGCCAGCUGUCGCCGAGAGAGUGGUGGCACGAAUCGCUGCAGAUGUGGAGCUUGCUGACGUGGCAGACGGGCCUCCGGGAGGGAGUGAGGAGGAUGAGAGGGAGGAGGUGAUAUGGUGGGAUUUGGAGGAGGGGAGUGUGGCAAUGGAGAGGGAGGAGGAGGAGGAGGAGGAGGAGGAGGAGGAGGAGGAGGAGGAGGAGGAGGAGGAGAAGGAGGAGGAGGAGGAGGAGGAGGAGGAGGAGGAGGAGGAGGAGGAGGAGGAGGAGGAGGAGGAGGAGGAGGAGUGGGAGGAGGGACGGCCAGGGAGCGAGAUGGAAACUGCUGCCGCUCGCACUGCUGUUGAAACUGUUGCUCUUAAUGCCACUCCUGGUGUCACUGCUGCUGCUGCUGCUGCUGCUGUUGCUGUUGCUGUUGUUGGCAGUGCUGCUGAUCGUGCUGGGUUUGCUAUCAGCGUUAUUCAAGGCAGCAUUAGUCAGCUUAUUCUCAGGCCCGGAGUGGUAGGAGGGAGAUGGAGAGAGGGGGAAGGAGAGAAGGAGAGGGAGAUGAUGGGAGGGGGGGACAUACUGGGGGAAACUGCAUUGGCAGCAAGCAACCAUAACAUAGACUCACCUGCUAGUGCCGCCGCCACAGGUGCUUCAGUGUUACCAGCAGAGCUAGCACUUGCUGCUGGUGGUUUCUCCUCUGAGACGCCUUAG